CCCCUCCCCAGUCCAGCCAGGAGAGACUCUGGCCGAGUGUCAAUAUCAGCCUGAGCCGGAGGGGUGGGGUGUGAAAUUGACGAGAUUAGGGGCCGGGCUGGGGGGGGGCAAAGACCUUUCCGCCGCCGCCGCCGCCGCCCUCCCCCCACCCCCGACCCACAACUCCUGCAUCCAAGCCUCCUGCUUGUGCGAAAGGGAAAGUGGUUUUUCCUCCUUCCCCCUGCGGUGCCUACAGCGGCUUCCCGGUAGCUCCCCUCUCCAGAGGCCCUGCUCCCCCCCGGGGAAAUUGGGGGGCCGGCUGUCUGGCCAGGAUGUACCCCCCAAGGGGGAGGCUUUCCUGUGACUUGGGGGAGUGGAGUUGAUUUGCUUUGUUUCCCUCCCCCCUCUGCCCUGCGAGGACUCCAGGAAUAGCUUCCCUUCUCAGCACGCCAGAGUAGGUCUACACGGGCUGCUAGCGAAAUCGCAUCAAUCUGGACUGGUUUGGGGUCAGAAAGGGGCCCAGCAAGAGUUCCUGUUCCCCCGGAGCUAGAGGUUUGUUCCAGCCUCAGGGUUUCCUGGAGGAAGUUGGAGUAGGGGGUGAAUUUGGCGCAGCCUUAAAAUAUGAUCCCGCGGGAGGGACCCCGGUGAGCAGGAGGACUCGGCAGGGUGGGCAGUGGGGGGAGGAGAAUCUGGCCUGGGCAGCGCGAUGGUCCCGCUGUGCUGGCCCUGCCUGCACUGCUGCCCGGACCCCCCGGCGGCCAUGAGUGGGCCCCCCGCCCCGCAGCCCCCCGGCCUGUCCUACCGCUACCGGAGCUUCUGCGGGGACUUCGAGCGGGUGGAGACAGCGCUGGAGCGGCUGGAGGCCAGCGGCUUCUACUGGGGCAGCCUGUCGGGGGCGGAGGCCAAGCGGCUGCUGAGCCCCCACCCGCCGGGGGCUUUCCUGGUCCGCGACUCCUCCGACCACCGGCACCUCUUCACCCUCAGCCUCCGCACCGGGGCCGGCAUCACCAACCUGCGCAUCCAGCAGCAGGGAGCCGCCUUCCACCUGGAGACCCAGCCGGGAGCCCCCUGCCCGCCCGCCUUCGCCUGCGUGGUGCAGCUGGUGGAGCACUACCUGGGGCGGGCCGGGAACCCGGGGGCCCCCUACUACCUGGAGGCCCAGGGCAGCCGCCCCGAGCCCCUGGCGCUCGCCCGCCCGCUGCGCUGCAAGGUGGCCUCGCUGCAGGAGCUGUGCCGGCGGGCCGUGCGGGCCAGCGUCCGGGCAGGGACAGGGGGCCCCGAUCUGGAGGGGCUGCCCGUGCCCCGGGCCCUACGCAACUCCCUGCGCUGCUAGGGGGCCAUGCCCCAGGCCCUACUGAACUGUCUGCACAGCGGGUGGGGAGAGGGGGGACCCGCCACCUGUGCUCAGGACACCCUGCCCCCCAACGCUCGUGGGAGGCAGGACCCCCUCUGGGACACCCCAGGUAUUUCCAGCAGGGUGGGAGGAAGACCAGGGAAGGGGUCUGUACCCCACAUCCCUGUGGAAAACCCACCACCACAGGGUUGGGAGAGACCGGGGGCAGGGGGAGGGGCAGAUUAGCAUCAGCCCCAUGGCAGCUCCGGAGUGUGGGGGAGAGGGGACUAGAGUGGAUGGGGCUCUUUGGGCCAGGGCUGGGACCCAGGAUAAGAAAUGGGAGGGGGACACAGGAAUUGGUGGGGACUGGAAGCCAGGACUCCAAGGUUCUCUCUCCCGCUCCGGGGAGGGGGAAUCUGACGAUUGGAGUGAGGGGUCUAGGAGCCAGGACUCCUGGGUUCUCUCCCCAGCUCUGGGAAGGGCAUGGGGUCUGAAUCCCCUCUAUUCCCAGAGGAGCCGGAUCGGACCGUGGCAGGGCUCCCACCUCAUCCCCUGGAGGGCGUCACGCCAACCUCACGGACCUCGUCUCCCGCCAGGAGCGCUCGUGGCCCCGUUACCGCCAGCCAGGCUGGCCGUGUGCCAGGCGGCUUGUACCGCUGCAUCGGGACAGAAUAAACCUCGGUCUGCUGCA
Molecule: messenger RNA, 2003 nt
Organism: Dermochelys coriacea (leatherback sea turtle)
Lineage: Eukaryota; Metazoa; Chordata; Testudines; Dermochelyidae
Product: suppressor of cytokine signaling 3-like
Exons: 3
Coding region: 686-1312 (208 amino acids)
Biological process (GO): phosphatidylinositol phosphate biosynthetic process; intracellular signal transduction
Cellular component (GO): phosphatidylinositol 3-kinase complex
Molecular function (GO): 1-phosphatidylinositol-3-kinase regulator activity
Source: RefSeq, a predicted model, not a curated record